GGGGUGAAAGUGGGAUUUGGGAAUCUCAAACUGAUUUCCUUUCUCGUUUCUCCUUCUCUUUCUUGAAAUUUCCUUUUUAACUCAGAAUAUCCCUUUGGUUUUCCGACGAUCUUCCUUCUCCGAUCAUAAUUCUUCUUCGAUACACUUGAAGCUGCAGUCCAUCAUAGGAAUUCCGGUCGAUCGGACGGGAAUACUAACCUGACUGUGGCUUCAGGAGUUUGGAAAUUGAAGCGCAUGAGCUGGUUGGGAAAACUUGGUCUGAACCUUAAUACCAAUUCCAACCAUUUCCUUACUCGUCUUCUCAUCUUCAUCCUCCAUUAUUCCCCUCAGUUACUUCCUCCUUCGUUUCAAUUUCAUUAUCCAUCGCUUCUUCCUCUCUCCUUUCAUAAUCUGAGUCUCGAUAUUCGCUUACUCCCUUUCGUCGACCAUGGAAUCCGGAGCCAAGAGUAAUUCCGAACUUCGUACAGAAAUUUGUUAUCCCAAACCCCAGACGCAGCAGGUGAGAUCGUCUCCGUCUGUUAUAGUGAUCGGCGGUGGCAUGGCCGGCGUUGCGGCUGCUCGUGCUCUCCACGACGCCUCUUUUCAGGUAACUCUUUUGGAGUCACGAGACAGACUUGGUGGUCGUAUUCACACUGAUUAUUCCUUUGGUUUUCCUGUUGAUCUUGGAGCAUCGUGGUUGCACGGCGCGUGUGAGGAAAAUCCGUUGGCCCCUUUGAUUGGGAGGCUCGGAUUGCCAUUGUAUCGAACUAGUGAGGAUAAUUCUGUGUUGUAUGACCAUGAUUUGGAAAGUUAUGCACUGUUUGAUACUGAUGGGAGUCAAGUUCCUCCUGAGUUGGUAACAAAAGUUGGCAUAACCUUCGAAACAAUCUUGAAAGAGACAGAAACUAUAAGAGAGGAAGAAAUUGAAGACAUGUCCAUACUCCGUGCAAUCUCCAUUGUUUUUGAAAGGAGACCAGAAUUAAGGUUGGAAGGGCUUGCCCAGAAGGUUCUUCAAUGGUAUUUAUGCAGGAUGGAAGGAUGGUUUUCUGCUGAUGCCAACACUAUCUCACUUAAAGGCUGGGAUCAGGAAGAACUACUCCCUGGUGGGCAUGGACUUAUGGUCAGGGGUUACCUACCUGUUAUUCACACACUAGCUAAGGGUAUUGACAUCCGAUUAGGCCAUAGGGUUACAAAAAUAUCUAGGCAAUAUACUGGAGUGAAGAUAACAGUGGAAAACGGAAAAACAUUCAAAGCUGAUGCUGCUAUUAUUGCCGUUCCUCUUGGUGUGCUUAAAGCAAACGUCAUCAAGUUUGAGCCCAAGCUUCCAGACUGGAAGGAGGCAGCCAUUGCUGAAGUUGGAGUGGGGCUUGAAAAUAAAAUAAUAUUGCACUUUGAAACUGCUUUUUGGCCAAAUGUGGAGUUCUUAGGAGUUGUUGCCGAUACAUCAAAGAAUUGCAGCUACUUCCUCAAUCUUCACAAGGCCACAAGCCAUCCUGUCCUUGUUUACAUGCCUUCUGGAAAGCUCGCUAGAGACAUUGAGAAGAUGUCAGAUCAAGAAGCUGCCAAUUUUGCUUUCAUGCAACUCAAGAAGGUCGUACCUGAUGCGCCCGCCCCGAUUCAAUAUCUAGUUUCUAGAUGGGGAUCAGAUGUCAAUUCACUUGGAUCCUACAGCUACAACAUUGUAGGCAAACCCCAUCAUUUGUUUGAGAGGCUGAGGAUACCUGUCGACAACCUCUUUUUUGCUGGGGAGGCUACCAGUAUCCACUACCCUGGAUCCGUGCACGGUGCAUACUCAACCGGUCUGAUGGCUGCCGAAGACUGCAGGAUGCGUUUUUUAGAGCGUUAUGGGGACGUGGACUUGUUGCAGGCAGUCAUGGUCGACGAAGCUCCGUUAUCGGCACCUUUGUUAAUUUCUCGAAUGUAAUAUCGUUCGUGGUGGGGUGUCGGUUCAUUGGAGAUUAUGUGUGUGAGUAACAGAAAAGAAAAACCUGAUGUCUGGGGGAUUAAAUGAUUGUAUUUAGAUUAGUGAUCAAAUGGAAAACAUAAGUGUAUUGUAAUUGUAUUUGUAUUUGUAUUCCCCAAAUCACAUUCCCCAAAUCACAGUGUGUUUUUAUGGAUCUAAAACUAUUACCUAAGUUUGCUAUUUACGAAUGGGAGUUUCUCCAACUCUUAACUUUAA
This is a messenger RNA of Cucumis sativus (cucumber), 2158 nucleotides long. Its product is annotated as polyamine oxidase 2. Lineage: Eukaryota; Viridiplantae; Streptophyta; Magnoliopsida; Cucurbitales; Cucurbitaceae. The record is from RefSeq and is a predicted model, not a curated record. The transcript is spliced from 10 exons. Gene Ontology annotation, molecular function: polyamine oxidase activity. Gene Ontology annotation, cellular component: peroxisome. Gene Ontology annotation, biological process: polyamine catabolic process. The coding region runs from base 428 to 1903 and encodes 491 amino acids.